AUGACUGUCCCAGGCGCUCCGCCUCUCGGGACCUUUUCCGACAUUGCCCAGCUGUCGCAAUUUUGGCAUGAUCCAAAAGAUUCCAAAGUCCUCAGGUUUCGCCUCGUCGAUUUGAUGAGCACGACAGACUCCCCGCGAGCCAAAGUGGUACAAACAAAAAACCCAGCUCAAUACCGAUGUCAUGAAACCGCGUUGCUCCUCGCAUACAAGGCCAUGGGCGACUCAGAAGUCACCACUGCUUAUACCAAUGUCCAAUUUUUCAGGCCGCCGAGGCCAUCCCUCAUCGAUCGAAUUAAAUCUUCGCUCAAUACCCUCGGCCUUACCGAAGCGGCUGCUAGCGGGAUUGUCGACGGCGCGCAAACUCUGCGACUAUACCAGCGUUUGAGAGACGAGCGAUACCAAACCGUCGAGAAGCUUCAGAAGGCGCUGGAGCGUGUGACAGAGGAGGUCGCGGAGAUGUCCAAGUCCUACGAAUCACCAAAGGCCUGGGAAAUUCCUCACCUGACGCUGAAUAACUCGAAAGUAUUGGUCGUGGAGGAGGAGGUGCUAGCUUGCGAACGAGUUGACGAAGAUCAAUCGGAUCAGAAGAGUCCAUUCACAGACGGACAGGACAGACGGACAGGACAGACGGACAGGACAGACGGACAGGACAGACGGACAGCUCAAGGCCUCUAUGUCAUGCGAAACUCAGCUUGGGCAGUGGAGUGA
This is a messenger RNA of Fonsecaea pedrosoi CBS 271.37, 708 nucleotides long. RefSeq lists its product as uncharacterized. The coding region runs from base 1 to 708 and encodes 235 amino acids. NCBI's taxonomy places the organism in Eukaryota, Fungi, Ascomycota, Eurotiomycetes, Chaetothyriales, Herpotrichiellaceae. The transcript has 3 exons. The record is from RefSeq and is a predicted model, not a curated record.